Limulus polyphemus (Atlantic horseshoe crab) is the source of this 1534-nucleotide messenger RNA. Its product is annotated as phosphatidylinositide phosphatase SAC1-A-like. Gene Ontology annotation, molecular function: phosphatidylinositol-4-phosphate phosphatase activity. Gene Ontology annotation, biological process: phosphatidylinositol dephosphorylation. The coding region runs from base 173 to 1342 and encodes 389 amino acids. Lineage: Eukaryota; Metazoa; Arthropoda; Merostomata; Xiphosura; Limulidae. Gene Ontology annotation, cellular component: endoplasmic reticulum. The record is from RefSeq and is a predicted model, not a curated record. The transcript is spliced from 12 exons.
UAAAUACUCGAACGCCUACCGCGGUUAUCGCCGGUAGGAUUUGUAUAUUUUUUGUUAUGUCUGAUUCUCUAACUUAUAAGUUAGUAUUUUGAUAACUUCGGAGUUUCGGCGACGCUGAUUUUCAUAAUUAACGUCUGUCUGCUAGUGAAAUAAUUAAUUAUCCGUUCUAGUCAUGUCUAACUUUGGUGUUGCAUCCGACGAUGAUAAUUUUGAUGUGUACGAAGAUUUACGUCUUCAUGUUACAGCUGACAAAUUUUUCCUGGAGCCACAGACAUCCCAUACUGAAGUACUCAUUAUAGAUCGUGUGUCAAGAGAAAUAUCCCUCCGAGCUCACAAAGACCAAAUUCCUCCUGAUGCCUCCAGUAAACUGAUCUGUGGAAUCAUUGGUGUAAUUACCUUGCUUUCCGGACCAUAUCUUGUUCUAAUUACCAAGAAGUCUAAAGUUGGAGAAAUUAAUGGCCAAAGUAUAUGGAGGGUAGAGGAAACGGAAAUCCUGUCGUACUCUAGAACUUUCUUACAUCUUACAGAAGAACAGAUUCAACAUAACAAGGUUUAUCUGUCCAUGGUACGCUCUGCUCUCCAUACCCCACACUUCUAUUUUUCUACCACUUAUGACUUGACACAUACGCUACAAAGACUUCAUAAUACGAGUCCCGAUUUCCUACGGAUGCCUCUGUUGGAAAGAGCUGACCAAAGGUUUGUAUGGAACAACUGCUUAAUGAGAGAUUUAAUAUCACAACCAGAGCUUCAUCGUUAUUGGCUUCCAGUUGUUCAUGGUUUUAUCGCAAUUAAAACUAGCAUCAUCAAUCGAAAAACUUUCACGUGGUGUCUGAUUUCAAGGAGAAGCAUGUUACGUGCUGGCACCCGAUAUUUUGUGAGAGGCGUCGACUCUGAAGGUCAUGUUGCCAACUUUAUAGAGACUGAACAAAUUGUGGAAUGUGAUGGUUGCAUGACCUCUUUUGUACAAACUCGAGGUUCAAUUCCCUUAUUCUGGUCUCAGAUGCCGAACCUGAAACGGAAGCCUUCCCCUCAAGUCAUUAACAAUCAGAACCAUAUUGAUGGUUUCUCCAAACACUUCGAUAAUCAGAUAUUCAACUACGGAAAACAAGUCCUUAUCAAUCUGGUAGACCAGAAAGGUGCUGAAGGACAUCUGGAAAAAUGUUUUUCAGAAUUGGUUCGAGUUUCCAGAAGUUCUAACAUAAGGUAUGAAGCUUUUGACUUCCAUCAUGAGUGUAGGAGAAUGCGAUGGGACCGUUUGUCAAUUCUAAUCAACAAGUUGGCACCAGUGCAAGACGAUCUUGGGUUAGUCCACUUCCUGCUGCUUCAAGACAUUAACACCUAAUGAUUCAUUGUAGGAAGUUCAGAACAAUUAAAGAAUACUUAUUGUAUUACAUAGAUAUUUCAUUUUGUGGCUUCUUCAGGACGUUAACACCCUACUAAUCACAACAGAAGACGUAAAACGGUUAUCAGUUGUGUUGAGCCUGCUGAGAUCUUCUGAAGAAGAUACAAGGUGAAAUAUCUUACUGUAAAGAUG